Messenger RNA from Fundulus heteroclitus (mummichog), 3185 nucleotides. It is a transcript of the gene arhgef7b, whose product is annotated as Rho guanine nucleotide exchange factor (GEF) 7b. Bases 200 to 2752 code for a protein of 850 amino acids. Gene Ontology annotation, molecular function: protein binding; guanyl-nucleotide exchange factor activity. The transcript has 22 exons. Lineage: Eukaryota; Metazoa; Chordata; Actinopteri; Cyprinodontiformes; Fundulidae. The record is from RefSeq and is a predicted model, not a curated record.
GCAAGGCAAGGUGAUCCCAACAUCCUCUGAGAGGGAGAGGAAGAGAGAGGAGGGGGAGGAAGGAGCGAUCCUAUUUCUCACUUCCAGUUCUGUCCUUCCGUAUCCAGGCUGGGGGUUUUCAUCCAGCCUGAUGUUCAGAAGAGGCUGGACUGACCGAGCCUCCGUGCUGCUGCUUUAGGACAAUCUGAGAAGCCCAAUAAUGAAUUCAGCCGAGCAGACGGUAACGUGGCUUAUUACACUGGGGGUCCUGGAGUCCCCCAAGAAAAGCGUGGCGGAUCCAGAAGCUUUCCUCCAGGCGUCUCUGCAGGAUGGCGUGGUGCUGUGCAGACUGCUGGAGCGACUCAGACCCGGGACGGUGGACAAAUUUUUCCAGGAACCGAGGAGCGACAGCGAGAGCCAGAGGAACAUUGCGGAGUUUCUAAAAGGCUGCGGGGCUUUCGCCGUGGAGCCUUUUGAAGUGGGCGACCUCCUGCAGGGACUGAACUUUUCCAAAGUGCUGAACUCAUUAGUUGCUCUGAACAAAGCCACUGAAGAUUCGGGCGUCUCUGGAGACGGCGCAUGUGUGCCGCACUCCUCAAACUUAAGGAUCAAAUCGUUUGACUCUCUGAACACCCAAAGUCGCUCGUCUAAGCUGCAGCAGCCUCAGUACCGCAGCCUGGACAUGUCCGAUGGCAGCGUGUGCGGCCAGACGCUGGUCAAAGCGCGCUUUCCCUUCCAGCCGACCAACGAGGACGAGCUCUCCUUCUCCAAGGGUGACAUCAUCUGCGUUACCAAGCAGGUGGAGGGGGGCUGGUGGGAGGGCUCGCUGAACGGCAAGACUGGGUGGUUCCCCAGUAACUAUGUGCGGGAGCUGAAAGGAAGCGACAAAACUACAGACAAGCCAAAGUGUGGGACUCUGAAAAGUCCACCUAAAGGUUUGGACAUCAACAUCAUCUCUAAGACCUAUUAUAAUGUGGUCCUGCAGAACAUCCUGGAGGCAGAGAGUGAAUAUUCAAGGGAGCUACAGAGCCUCCUGGGGACAUACCUUCGCUCUCUUCACCCCACAGACAGACUCAGCAGUGUUGACAUCGGUCAUGUUCAGGGAAAUCUGGAGGAGAUCUCAACCUUUCAGCAGAUGCUCGUUCAGUCUUUGGACGAACAGACAAAACUUCCUGAGAGCAAACAGAGAAUUGGAGGUUUCUUUCUAAACCUGAUCCCUCAGAUGAAGGUCAAAUAUGUGGCUUACUGCUCCAACCACCCGUCUGCGGUCAGCGUGCUCACUCAACACAGCGAGGAUCUCGGUGAAUACAUGGAGGCAAAGGGAGCGUCCAGUCCGGGCAUCUUGACACUGACGACUAGUCUGAGUAAACCCUUCACCAGGAUGGAAAGGUACCCGGCGCUGCUGAAGGAGCUGGACAGACAUAUGGAGGAACAACACCCUGACCGGACCGACCUCAAUGCCGCCAUGACGGCCUUCAAAGAGCUGGCAGCUGAGUGCCAGGAGGUGAGGAAGAAGAAGGAGCUGGAGCUGCAGAUUCUGACGGAGCCAAUCAGAAACUGGGAGGGGGAGGAUAUCAAAAGUCUGGGCCCAGUGCUCCACAUGUCCCAGGUCAAAGUUCGCACGCAGAAUUGCCAGGAGACAAACGAACGCUUCCUCAUCUUGUUUCCUCACACGCUGCUCAUGCUGUCAGCGAGCCUCAGAAUGAGUGGAUUCAUAUACCAGGGGAAGAUGCCCUUAUCAGGAAUGCUCAUCUCCAGACUCGAAGAUGGAGAAAACUUGAGGAAUGCUUUCGAAAUAUCAGGGAGCCAGUGCGAGCGUGCGCAGAUAUCCUGCAGCAGUCAGCGGGAUCUACAGGACUGGUUGGACCUUCUCACCAAACACACGCACACCGCUCCACCUCAUGUGCACAAGGCCGUUUGCCACACGUUGCCCUCCCACCCUGUCACUCCCUCCAGACACUCGGAGUCCCGCGCGGGGAGCGGAGGGAGCCCUUACCACACUCUGCCUCAUCCCUCCUCGUACGCAGCAAGUCACGGUGGCGGCCCCAUGUGGGGACCCCUGGAGCCACCGAGCACCCCCAAACCCUGGACCCUGAGCUGCCUUCGCCCUGCACCCCCACUGCGACCUUCUGCUGCUCUGUGCUUCAAAGAGGAUGUAAGUAAAAGUCCCAAAAACAAGAGGCCGCUGCUCCCUACGAUAAGAAAACCCGAGAGGAAACCAUCAGAGGAGGAUUUCAAUGCCAGAAAGAGUACUGCAGGUCUGGAGGAGGAUGCUCAGAUUCUGAAAGUCAUCGAAGCCUACUGCACAAGCGCAAAGACUCGCCAGACCCUCAAUUCAACAUGGCAAGGAACUGACCUCAUGCACAACCAUGUGCUGGCUGAGUCCAGCCUCACAGUGGCUGCGCUCCCUAGUAACGUGCCAUCUUCUGACCAAUCAGAAGACUCUGAUUAUGACAGUAUCUGGACUUCUCAGAGUCUCAGGACCGCCUCGUUUUCUCGCUCAAGCAGAAAAGAUGUCCACAUGCUGUUCCCUGAGGAGGAGAAGAUUAUUGUUGAAGAAACGAGGAGCAAUGGACAGACUGUAGUGGAGGAACGGAGCCUGGUGGACACAGUUUAUAGCCUCAGAGAUGAGGUUCAGGAACUCAAACAGGACAACAAGAGAAUAAAGAGGACGCUGGAGGAGGAGCAGCGAGCAAGAAAAGAGCUGGAGAGAAUCGUCAGGAGGGUUCUGAAGAACAUGAACGACCCAACUUGGGACGAGACCAACCUCUGAAACCACUACAGACCUGAAGCGAGGACCAACUCCUGACAUCUAGAUCACCGUGUGAUGAGAGCUGUGCGGACAGAAGCUGCCGGUAGUUUGUGCCACACUUCAACUCGCGUCCAUUUCACUUUAUCCCCUCGAACUACUAACCCAUGUGCCAAACGUGGACCAGGAAACGUGCUGCCAGCAGUCAGCGAAGCCACCGGGACUGAUCAUAGAGCUGUGAAGCCAUAACAGCUGGUAGGCAUCAGGACACCACUUGUUGCCGGCGUUCAUCUUUUCUUCUGGUUUAACUGCUAUUGGACCUACUGCCUCUACUUCCACUGGCUGUGUAACAUUUCACUGGUGACAGGAGAGCAUUUUUAUUUACCUCUGGUGCAAAAAUAUGAGGGGGUUGAAUGUAGAGCGCGCCAUAGAGAAGUUCAACAGUUAAGUCUUAAUU